AUGCUUCAGGAAAUCAUCAGUCCCUUCAAGACCGAUCGAUUCAAUGAUUUGAAAUCCAUUUGUGACCAUCUUUUUGAAGAUGAUGAUGGUGUCAAUGCCACUUUUCCCGCACCAGCUCCUGCAAACACGUUCUCCAGGAGUUCAAGCUUCAGCAACCUGUUACUGACGGAGGGUUGGAGCGAACUGGCCCUAAAAGUCGACAACUUGGAGGACAUGUUGGUGUACGGCGCUAUGUACGACUCCCUCGAUUCCGGGUGGACGAUGCCUUCGGCUUCGAAUCAAGAACUUGAUUUCAAAGUGCCGACCAUUGAUUAUGACAGCAUUGGUCUGGCUUUUAGUCAAGACCUUGAUUUCGAAGUGACGACAAAGCUGGAGAUGGUGGAGCAGGAGCUACAGGCGCCAGUCGAGAAGACACAUUAUAAAGGAGUGAGGAGGCGGCCGUGGGGGAAAUAUGCGGCGGAGAUAAGGGACCCCAAGAAAAACCGGGUAAGGAUUUGGCUCGGAACUUACGAGACGCCCGAGGAUGCGGCUUUGGCCUAUGACCGGGCAGCUUUUAAGAUGGGGGGGUCCAAGGCCAAGGUCAACUUCCCUCACCUCAUCGGCUCGGCCGAGCACGAGCCUGUCAGGGUCAGCCGCAAGCGUUUGUCUGCUAAGCCUAGCCCGCCAUCCACGUGCAGCGAUGAGGACUCGAUGACGAGAAUGAAGAGGAGAAAGAGAGAGAUCGAUGUGGAUGCUGAGGUGGAAGCUCCAAAGACAUUGUCUUGAUCAAUUUUCAGAAGCAUUUUGCUGAAGAACGGAGAAUUUCUGAACUUUAGUGACCAGCUCCA
Messenger RNA from Rhodamnia argentea, 827 nucleotides. Its product is annotated as ethylene-responsive transcription factor 13-like. NCBI's taxonomy places the organism in Eukaryota, Viridiplantae, Streptophyta, Magnoliopsida, Myrtales, Myrtaceae. Gene Ontology annotation, molecular function: DNA-binding transcription factor activity; DNA binding. The transcript is spliced from 4 exons. The record is from RefSeq and is a predicted model, not a curated record. Bases 1 to 765 code for a protein of 254 amino acids. Gene Ontology annotation, biological process: ethylene-activated signaling pathway; regulation of DNA-templated transcription.